UAUCAGUCUCCGUAUACACGUCAGAGGACGGGCGGAUAUGAUUGGCCACUUCAGUCUUUGCCAAAAGCAAAUCGUCCAGGGAGCGUUCAGACUGCAGUCAAGAUGAGCCUCAGAAAGCAGACACCCAGCGACUUCUUGAAGCAGAUCAUUGGGAGACCUGUGGUGGUCAAACUGAACUCUGGUGUCGAUUACAGAGGUGUCCUGGCCUGCCUGGACGGCUACAUGAACAUUGCAAUAGAGCAGACAGAGGAGUAUGUCAAUGGUCAGCUCAAGAACAAGUAUGGCGAUGCUUUUCUAAGAGGAAACAAUGUACUUUACAUCAGCACCCAGAAGAGGAAAGUGUAAGAAGAUAAUUUUCUUUUUUUUUCUUUCUUUUUUUUUAAAUUUGUGGUUGAUUUGUCAGUUAAUAACUGACAAGGUUUUUGUUUGUGCAUUGCCUCCAAUCCUGGCAGAUGUUUGGUUUUGUAAAAGUGGAAUAAUUUAAUAAAAUCUGUUUUUUGAAGUUUGA
Molecule: messenger RNA, 508 nt
Organism: Myripristis murdjan (pinecone soldierfish)
Lineage: Eukaryota; Metazoa; Chordata; Actinopteri; Holocentriformes; Holocentridae
Gene: lsm6
Product: LSM6 homolog, U6 small nuclear RNA and mRNA degradation associated
Exons: 4
Coding region: 103-345 (80 amino acids)
Biological process (GO): maturation of SSU-rRNA; mRNA splicing, via spliceosome
Cellular component (GO): nucleolus; P-body; U6 snRNP
Molecular function (GO): RNA binding
Source: RefSeq, a predicted model, not a curated record